Molecule: messenger RNA, 2716 nt
Organism: Phoenix dactylifera (date palm)
Lineage: Eukaryota; Viridiplantae; Streptophyta; Magnoliopsida; Arecales; Arecaceae
Product: zinc finger CCCH domain-containing protein 33
Molecular function (GO): protein binding; metal ion binding
Source: RefSeq, a predicted model, not a curated record
UGGCGCCCUCUCGCGCCGUGCUGGCGGUCCAAGAAGGCAACGCCCGGAAGCUACCUCCUUCCUAUUUUAUCCUCUCCACCCCAACUACAAAAGCCCCACCCGACGACCAACUUCCUCUCGACCCCCCGUGCCCCUCCCUGGCCUUCCCUUCCAAACCCAGAUCGCGGUUCUCGUAAGUCCGAAAAAGGAUAUGUGUAGCGGCCCCAGGAAGCCCUUACCGCCUCCGUCUCCCCCCACCGGCCCAGCCGCCAUGGGCGCCGGCGGCGACCCCGAGAAGCUGCCGGCCGUGGCUUCCCUCGCCUCUCUCCUCCUCGAGCUCUCAGCCUCCGACGACCUCCCCGCCUUCAAGCGCGCCGUCGAGGACGACGGCCUCCCCCUCGACAGCCCAGCCCCCUGGUACUGCCGCUCCCCCGGCCGGCGGACCAUGGGCUUCGAGCAGCGCACCCCGCUUAUGAUCGCCGCCCUCUACGGCAGCCCCGCCGUGCUCGCCUACAUACUCUCCAUCCGCCCUGCCGAGGCCUCCCGCUGCUCUCCCUCCGACGGCACCACCCCCCUCCACUGCGCCGCCUCCGGCGGCUCCCCUUCGUCCCUUGGAAUCGUCAAGAUGCUCGUCGACGCCGCCGCCGACGUCGACGCCCCCGACGCUGCCGGGAACCGCCCCGGCGACGUCAUCGCCCGCCAGUUCUCCGCCUCGACCGCCCGUUCCCUCGAAGUCGUCCUCAAAGCCUCUUGCCCUGGGGUUUCAUCCCCCGGAGGAGCAAAAGAAGAGGAGACGAAGUCCGGCGAGAAGAAAUACCCUCUGGACAUCACCCUCCCCGAUAUCAAUAACGGGAUCUACGGCACGGACGAGUUCCGGAUGUACACCUUCAAGGUCAAACCUUGCUCCAGGGCCUACUCCCACGACUGGACGGAGUGCCCGUUCGUCCACCCGGGGGAGAACGCCCGGCGCCGCGACCCCCGGAAGUACCUCUACAGCUGCGUCCCCUGUCCGGAGUUCCGGAAGGGGUCGUGCCGGAAGGGGGACGCCUGCGAGUACGCCCACGGGGUAUUCGAGAGCUGGCUCCACCCGGCCCAAUACCGGACCCGCCUAUGCAAGGACGAGACCGGCUGCAACCGCCGCGUCUGCUUCUUCGCCCACAAGCCCGAGGAGCUCCGCUCGGUCAACCCUUCUGCCGCCUCCGUCGCCGGGAUGAUGCUCUCCUCCCCAAAGUCGUCGUCACCGGGGCUGUCGUCGUUGGAUAUGGCGACAGCUUUGAUGAUGAUGCAGCAGACAGGGUCGGCCAUGUCGCCGUCGGCUUCGUCGGGUUUGGGCGCGGCGACAGGCUGGAUGAACCAGCCGGGCAGCUUGGCGACUCCGCCCUCCUUGCAGCUGCCGAGCAGCAGGCUGAAGGCACCGCUAAGCGCCAGGGAUUUGAGUUUCGACCUGGAUUUGCUCGGGCUUGAAGGGUACCGGCAGAAUCUGAUCGAUGAGUUCUCGAGCACCGCCUCGCCUCGGGCCAACUGGACCCCGAACUCCCUGUCCGCCGUCGCCGCCGCCUCUCGGGCAUCAGAUAUUAACGAGCUAUUUGGUUCUCUUGAUCCAUCCGUGCUGUCUCAGUUGCAGGGGCUUCCUCCGAAAAAGACGGCAACCGCCUCAUCCUCGGCCGGAGCUCAAUUCCAGUCACCCACUGGAGUCCGGUCUCAAUUGCUUUCUGGCUACGGAGGCAACUUGCCUUCUUCUCCAACCGUGAGUGCGACUUCAUCGUUUGGGCUCGACCACUCGAUGGCAAAGGCCAUCAUGAGCUCGAGGGCCUCAGCGUUUGCAAAGCGGAGCCAGAGCUUCAUUGACCGCGGAGCGACGGCAGGUCGCCAGUCGACCCUCUCUUCAAUGACUACCGCUGCAGCGGCGGCUGCAUCAUUUUCCGACUGGGGCUCGCCGGACGGGAAGCUGGACUGGGGAGUUCAAGGGGAGGAGCUGAACAAGCUGAGAAAGUCGGCAUCUUUAAACUUCCGAACCAAUCAGGCUGGAAGUGGCUUUGGAGGGGCAGCCCCGGCGUCAGCCGCAGUGCCGGGGGGUAUGGAUGAGCCCGACCUUUCCUGGGUGCAGUCUCUGGUGAAGGACGGACCAGCGGCACCGAUGGGCCGGCAUGGCCUGGAACAGCAGCAGAAGAGGUACCAACUCAACGCUGCUGGAGGCGACUUCCAUGGUUCAGAGCUCCCCUCUUCUUGGGAGGGGAAGAUUAUGGCCUAAAGGCCAUCAUCAACCAAUACCUAUCAUUGAUCUGACAAGUUAAUUUCUUCCUUGGUUUCUUAUAUUCUUUGAAUCAGUUAUAGUUUUAGCACUGGCCAUUUCCUCGAGAAGAAAACAUGCCCGAAGGGUAUCUGAGCUUAUUAGAGACGACAGUACAAACGUUCUUUCAUUCAUAUAUAGCUUGAGAGGAAGAAUAUACUGAUAGAAGAUGGCUCACCAGAGUUCCCAAUAUUAUGAAGAAGAGAAUAAGAAGACUUGUAGAAGCUUCUUUUUUCCUUUUUUUUUUUUUUUUGUUUUGGUAAAGGCUUCUGCUAAUGGACCAUCGAAUCAUGUUAACCCCCUGCGUCCUGUAUUUAUUUGUUUGGCUGAGCGGCCUUUCUUUGGGCAAGGGUUUGUAUGUGUAUAGAUAUAUCGAGCAGCUUAUACUCUUGCAAUGUUGAUACUUUGUUUCAGCGUAUACAUUGUUUGCCAUUUGCCCUUUCUUCA